GCCGCGGCUGUAAGAUGUCCGUGGACCAGCCGUAGUCUGUUUUAGCUCGUAUCACAACGUCUCGGCAGUUAGUCUGAUCACUUACAGUAAUCACCAGCUCUAAGCAAAGAAAAAAAAAUGUCAUCCUUGGGAAAUAUUCGCGAUUGUAUCCUCGAUUUCGUCUAGACACGUCGCUUGAAUACACCUAGAAACCCGAGAUUAUUUUCACCGGCGUGGUGUCGCGAGUUAAGAUAUGUCGGUUUUCGCACGCUAACGCGUAAAUUAAAAAGUGUCUUUACCCAUUGUACUCUGCGUGUGCUAGCCAGGGGUCAUGAAAGAGGAUAUUUCAAAAACGAUCCGUACAUACUUUCGUUAGCCGUAGCAUGUAUCAGUAAACGCGGAGUGCGCGAUAGCCACAUCACCAGAGCUAUUAUAACCGAUCAUCGAUUCCACGAAGGUAUGUAUCUGCCACCUACCAGUAAUAGCUCCUACAUAAUUUGCUUUUUUUUUAAAAAAAAUAAAUCAAGAAUUGACGCGCUUUCACCACGAAGUCGCCCCCGAGGAGGAGGAGCAGUUGCUCUUAGGGUGCCUCGAUCAUAUAGAGGAGGUUUACCCGGAGCCCAGCACCAGCACGGCGACGGUGAUGCAAAGUGCUAAUGGUAAAACAUACCUUUUUAAAAAAAGAUUACGUCUAAUUUACGUUUUAUUAAAAAAAAGUAGCAGGUCCAUCGACAGCGCUGGACGUGCAGGUGAUGGAGGAGGAGGAGGAAGAAGAAGAAGAAGAAGGUGAAGAAGUGCUUCACAAUACGUGGGAUGAAAUCAUGUCGAUAUCAUCGGCCGGUAGUGAUCGCAGUGUCUACGGCAAUGGUAAUGAUGAUGAUGACCGCUCCACCAUGUGCAGCACUUCUAACGAGCGCUAUCAAUUUGUAGAUCUGUUGGAGGCUGCUGGCUACGAUAACGACAUUGCAACGGACAACGCACGGCCUCCGCAGGAGCACGACGACGCUGAAGAACCGGUGAUAUGGGUUCUUAGGAACGGUGUGUACGAGGUAGCGGAUGCCGACGAAGCGGCCGAUGCAUUGGCGGGGCGCGAUGGGGCCCCGAGCGCAGCGGUUACCCUCGAGGAAGGGGAUGAUGAUGAUGAAAACCUGUUAGACGCUGUACUCUCAUACAUCAGGUCGAUGUUUAAUCUUUGAGAGGAAUGAGAA
Molecule: messenger RNA, 1187 nt
Organism: Cephus cinctus (wheat stem sawfly)
Lineage: Eukaryota; Metazoa; Arthropoda; Insecta; Hymenoptera; Cephidae
Exons: 4
Coding region: 732-1175 (147 amino acids)
Source: RefSeq, a predicted model, not a curated record